AUGCCUACUGCGGUCGUCACCGGGGCAAACAGCGGCAUUGCCCAUGCCUUUGCCAAAAUACUGUGCGACGAGGUGGGAUUCAUAGUGUACGCCGUCGACCGAGAUCGGGGCGAAGGUCUCCAGGCUCUUGAGUCUAGAAAAUGCCACACGGCAGUGGUCGAUGUAACCUCUCCUGAGUCGAUUCAGAAGUUCAAGGACUCGUUGGAUAACACUCCAAUUGAUCUUCUACUCAACGUUGCAGGUGUCGCUGCAGCGCCAGAAGCCGACAGUCUUACAACGACCAGCCUCGAGAUCCUUCAGCGUACCUUUGCGGUCAAUACCUUCGGUCCUUUGCUUCUGACACAAGCUCUACUCCCCAACAUCCUGAAGGCCUCCAACCCCAAGAUCGCCAUCGUCUCCAGCCGCGUGGGUUCUGUGGGCGAUAAUAGUACAGGCGGACAUUAUGCCUAUCGGUCGUCCAAAGCUGCAGUCAACUCCAUUGGGAAGAGCAUGGCCGUGGAUCUCAAAGACAAGGGGGUUACAGUCAUGCUUCUGCAUCCUGGCUAUGUCAGGACGAACUUGUUGCCCACGACGCAGAUGCCUCCGGAGACAGUCGAACCUGACGAGGCGGCGAGAAAGUUGUGGCAGAACAUCGUCAGCAAGAAAGAGAUUGGAGCUACGGGCAAAUUCUGGCAUCGUGAGGGAUUCGAAUUACCCUGGUGA
Molecule: messenger RNA, 702 nt
Organism: Capronia epimyces CBS 606.96
Lineage: Eukaryota; Fungi; Ascomycota; Eurotiomycetes; Chaetothyriales; Herpotrichiellaceae
Exons: 3
Coding region: 1-702 (233 amino acids)
Molecular function (GO): oxidoreductase activity, acting on the CH-OH group of donors, NAD or NADP as acceptor
Source: RefSeq, a predicted model, not a curated record